This is a messenger RNA of Ipomoea nil (Japanese morning glory), 2774 nucleotides long. RefSeq lists its product as uncharacterized. The record is from RefSeq and is a predicted model, not a curated record. Gene Ontology annotation, molecular function: DNA binding. The transcript has 8 exons. Lineage: Eukaryota; Viridiplantae; Streptophyta; Magnoliopsida; Solanales; Convolvulaceae. Bases 195 to 2009 code for a protein of 604 amino acids.
AUCUAAAGCAGUAAAGCUACAGCGUCUAUGGCCGUAGCGGUGUUGUCAGAAGUCCAAAACCGAUUCUCCGUCGUCUCUCCCGCCACGGUAGUAGCGGAAAACGAACAAGAGAAACUGCAUGGAAUCUGAAAACCGCUCGGAGAUUCCCGGAAUACUUGAACUGUCACCAUUUUAGUUGACUGGAUGAGCUACUGAUGCAUUUAUUAGAUAUUGCUACUGGUUACCGGAACAAUGUUUUUGCAGUUACUUCUCAAAAAUUAUUCUGUAAUACUAGAUUUGUGUAUGGGAAGGAUACUGGAUUUCCGUCUUCAUGGAGAUCCUUUUGCAUCCCGGGAGAAGCUAAGGGAUUGGGCGGCCUUAAGCUGCCCCGGGGUGGGUUAAUGAUAAGGGCAGUGGCUACUUUUCAGGAAGUGGUAACCAAGUCUAACCAGAGCAGUGAGAAGGAUUGCUAUGAAGGUUGUGUGAAGUUAAGUAUUGAAUCAAGAAGCUUAGAGUGCACUGCUAUGGAGCAGCAAUCUGAGACUGGUAAUUCAACUGAAUUGGAUGAGAGCGUAAGACAGAUGAGGGUCCCCAAAUCUAACAAAGGGAGAGUUCCUUGGAAUAAAGGCAGGAAGCACAGUCCUGAAACAUUGCAACGGAUUAGAGAGAGAACCAGGCUUGCAAUGCAGGACCCUAAGGUCAAGAUGAAGCUAGCCAACCUUGGGCAUGCUCAAAGUGGUGAAACAAGGAUGAAAAUAGGAGCUAGUAUGCAGCUUAAUUGGGAAAAACGUCGUAAGAAGCUGAUGUUGCAGGAGACUUGCUACUUUGAAUGGCAGAAUUUAUUAGCAGAAGCUUCUAGGAAUGGGCUCUUUGGCGAGGAAGAGUUGCAGUGGGGCUCCUACAAGAUUUUGAAUGAACAGCUGGAGCAGGAAUGGCUGCAGAGUGUUCAACAAAGGAAAAAGAAGCCAAUGGGCAGCAAGAAUCAACCCAAGUCUGCUGAGCAACGGAGGAAGAUUUCUGAAGCCAUUGCAGCCAAAUGGGCGGAUCCUGAAUACCGUAAUCGGGUCUGCUCUGCUAUCGCUAAACAACGUGGUGUACCUGAUGGUGUUGAAAGAAAGAAAAGGAAAAGGCCAAGCAGCAAUGGACAGACCAGAAAAAGAAGCCCAUCAACGAAGAAAGAUGAUAUAAAUGGUCUAGCACUCAAUAAACCAAAGAGUCAAACUCAACAAGUUAGGUUGGACAGAAGUAGUAUACCAAAAUACAUGGAUCCUUUAGCAAGUUCCAAGCUAGAAAUGCUAAAGAAUAUCAGAACACAGAGAGCAGCGAUAGACAACAAGAAGGAUGAAGCCUUGGCCAGAGCAAAAUUAUUGAUUGCUGAGGCUGAGAAGGCUGCAAAGGCACUUGAGAUUGCUGCCACAAAGAGUCCUGUAGCUAAAGCAUCCCUUAUUGAAAGCAGGGAGCUCAUUGCAGAAGCAAUUCGUUACAUUGAGUCCAUAGAUAUAGGAGAUGUCUAUUCUGUUGAAAAUGGCACAGAGUAUUCACUCACUCCAACUGAACCAGCUAGUGUUGAUGACAUGACACUGACAAAACUUGAAACUUUGGAGGAAGUUGACCAAAGAAAAUCAAACAGAGCCCAUGCAUUACUGCCUAAUGGUGAUGGCAUUCACAACUUCAAGUCUACUGGGAAACACUUGCACCCUUUACUUAAUGGUAAAGGCGCAGCCUUUUUGUCAAGCUUGAGUGAUUAUGAUUCACUUGGCUGCAAGGAAAAACUGGGCCUAACGUUUUCCAGUAAUAUGGCUCCAUUAGCAGCCGAUGCUGGGUUAAGGAAGUUGGACACUGCAGAAGAAGUAGACGGUGAUCACAAGAGAAGUGAGGUCGAAGAAGGUAAGCAGAAGCCAUGGCCAAAUGGAUUUACAUCUCAGCCCAUAAGUAACCCGCCUCCCCCGGCUAAGCCAACAGCAGUAUCCAAGAAAUGGGUUCGUGGGCGGUUCGUAGAAGCAGCUGAGGAAGAUGGGGGAGAGAAAUGAGGUGUAAAAUUCCAUGAUUUUGAUGCUUGAAAGAUGAAGUUUUUACAGUAUGAUUGCAUCCAACAAAACGAAAAUGCUUGUCUGCGUCAGGAAUCAAGAUGUGUUUGAACUGGACUCGGGUGAAAUCACUUUCCCGUUUUUGAGUUGGUCGUCGACUGCAUUCUCCACCUCUUUCCUCUUCUUCUCCUUGUCUUCCUUGCCUCUCUCAACCUCCAUUUCCACCUGCUCCUUCUGCGAAACACCAUCAAACUUAUUUUACUUGAAGGAGGUAUAACUGAAGAGUCUAUGAAACCAAAGAGAAAAACAACUUACGUCGACGACAUCACGGACUGGGAUCUUAGUUCCAUGCACGGCGGAGCGGUUGGAUGCUUUGUCCGCUAUCAGCCGCAGCCCCCCGCGGCGGAGGAGGACCAUGCUGCUACUUGUGCCCUUCAUUGCCCACCACAUUCUCGGUGUCCCAACUGCCUCCAUCUUUUCUUUCUCCGAUUAAAGAAAGAGAAGAGCUAUGCGGAAUGAGGUGGAAGAAACAUCGUGGCUCCCUUUCAUCAUUCCACGUGUCUCCAGCCGUAUCUGUUGCAUUCCUCCGCCGCUUCCAGGAGUCCAAACGCACCGUACAGCACCGCAAAUCUAUUGGAUCAAACUAGACGUUCACAAUUAUUCACAAUUAUUAUUUAAUGGUGUAAAAUUUUACUCAUGUAUAAUAGUGUUGAAAAAAUCUUGUGUCUAAUAAGUAAUAAGUUUGAUUGAAAAGAUUUAAGAAUUAAA